AUGAUACCACGCAUUCGCAGUUUCACAGGCUGCGGCACGUGCCGAUCUCGACAUUUGAAAUGCGAUGAGACUCGUCCCGGUUGCCAGAUGUGUCUCACACUAGAUGUGCCCUGUCCUGGUUACCAAGGUCAGCUGAAAUGGAUCCAGUAUGCUCACUUACAGUCGGAAUCGCAACAGAAGGAGGAACCUCAGGAACGUGUGUUUCGGCGUCCGUUAUUCGCACGUAGGUUUUCUUUCCAGCCUUGCGCGGAAUUGCAUGUAACAAGAACGACAGAGAAGGAACAAAAAUUAAUGGCUCAAAUGACCGUCAAAAGUCUUCGAAGCCAGACUGCGAAUGAGGCCCUUGAAAUAUUGAAUCGAGAAAUCAGUUCCCAAAAUACCGACUCGUCGGAGAGCUUGUUUCAGGGUCCCUUCGGUGUUUUUAAUGUCACACUAGAUAAGGCCCCGCCAAACGACUUCACGGAAUCCAGCCCGCGUCCAGCAAGGCCCCAAAAGCCGCAGCCAGCAGUGCCAUGGCAAUCUCCAGAGGCAACACCGGUUAAUGAGGCACGACCUGAUCUUUGGACGCCGGAGUCUUCUAUCUCUAGUUCUCAUAAUCAUGCCUUGGUUUCCUCGCCAAAUGAAAGCUCCAAUCCGGGAAUCGGGACCUUGGUUCAUUUCAGUAACUAUCAAGAGGACAGUGCUUCUUAUCCACCUUCUCUGGGAAAUAUUCCCUCCCCAAUCUUACCGUUUUCGCCUUUUGUACCACCCGCUUCCCACGUCAUUCCGGAACGAGCACCGCAGCUUUUGCGUUAUUUCAAAAAUCAAAUUGUCUCGCUUUCGUUCCCUCUCAAGGGCAGCAAAAAAUGUCCUUGGCAGAAUAUUCAUCUCCCCAGAGCUGAGAAAGUGUAUGCGGAACUUUUACUUCAUCAAACUGCUAGCAACACAGGCUUGUCUUUGUUCUAUUCUCUCCUGGCUGCCAGUUGUCUCCAUAUUUCUUCGAAAAACGACACUACCUUAGAUUGGGACAAGCUCGGAAAGCAAUACAAGCAGAUUUCCAGGCAUCAUCUCGAGCUUAGCAUCCAACAAGAGAUAGCCUCGGACACGCGAGUAAAAUAUAAGGAGUUACUAAUGGCUUUAUUAUCAACAGUGAUGCUCGAGGUGCCAUCGACCCAAAUUCCUGGCAUGCCACUGGCUUUUGAUGCUAAUAUUCUGUGUAUCAGAUCACCUGUGGAAAUUAUACCGAUUCCCAGAAUCUUUUGGUAG
Molecule: messenger RNA, 1245 nt
Organism: Penicillium soppii
Lineage: Eukaryota; Fungi; Ascomycota; Eurotiomycetes; Eurotiales; Aspergillaceae
Product: Zn(II)2Cys6 transcription factor domain-containing protein
Exons: 1
Coding region: 1-1245 (414 amino acids)
Biological process (GO): positive regulation of transcription by RNA polymerase II
Cellular component (GO): nucleus
Molecular function (GO): transcription cis-regulatory region binding; zinc ion binding; DNA-binding transcription factor activity, RNA polymerase II-specific
Source: RefSeq, a predicted model, not a curated record